Molecule: messenger RNA, 1140 nt
Organism: Pseudomassariella vexata
Lineage: Eukaryota; Fungi; Ascomycota; Sordariomycetes; Amphisphaeriales; Pseudomassariaceae
Product: sorbitol dehydrogenase
Exons: 4
Coding region: 1-1140 (379 amino acids)
Biological process (GO): D-sorbitol catabolic process
Molecular function (GO): zinc ion binding; L-iditol 2-dehydrogenase (NAD+) activity
Source: RefSeq, a predicted model, not a curated record
AUGCCCUCCAGCAUAGAGGUCAAAGCCUCAGUUCUACACGGGGCGAAAGAUCUCCGCGUAGAAACCCGGAGUCUCCCGGCCCCAGCAGCCAAUGAAGUCCAAGUUGCCGUGCAGGCCACCGGCCUCUGUGGCUCGGACCUGCACUACUUCAGCCACUACCGUAACGGCGACAUUCUGGUGCGAGAGCCUAUGACUUUGGGCCACGAGUCGGCUGGCGUGGUGAUGGCUACAGGCUCCGAAGUGAGCAGCCUGAGUGUCGGCGACCGGGUUGCCCUCGAGGUUGGCCUGCCGUGCGAGGAGUGCGAGCUCUGCAAACAGGGCAGGUACAACAUCUGCAAGGGAAUGAAUUUCCGCAGCUCGGCUAAAGCGUUCCCGCAUUCUCAGGGCACGUUGCAGGAGAUGGUUAAUCAUCCGGCUAAAUGGUGUCAUAAGUUACCGGCGAGUGUCUCGUUGGAAUACGGAGCUCUAGUCGAGCCAUUGUCGGUGGCGAUGCAUGCAAGAGACCGCGCAAACUUGAAGCCCGGGUCUACAGUCCUUGUCCUCGGUGCGGGCGCGGUUGGCCUCCUGUGUGCGGCUGCGAGCAAAGUCUCAGGGGCGAAAUCAGUCAUCAUCGCAGAUAUCCAAGCAGACCGUGUCAACUUCGCCGUGGAGAAUGGCUUUGCUGAUGCGGCAUUGGUAGUGCCCAUGGCGAGACCUCAGACUAUUGAGGAUAAAUUGGCAUUUGCCAAGGAUCUCGCAGAAAAGGUCUUGGCAUCCACCGUGAAAGGCGAGGCAGUUGGUGAGGUUACUGUCACUUUCGAGUGUACUGGUGUGGAAUCUUGCAUGCAUACCGCAAUUUAUUCGACGAAACCGGGUGGUAGAAUCAUGAUCAUCGGCAUGGGAACCCCAAUCCAGACGCUGCCGAUUUCGGCAGCAUCACUUAAGGAAGUUGAUCUUGUCGGUGUAUUCAGAUACGCAAAUACGUAUCCGCAGGUUAUUAACAUGCUUGCAAGCAAAAAUGAGGCGUUGCCUGAUGUAGGUAAAAUCAUCACUCAACGGUAUAAGGGCCUUGACAAGAUCCCCGAGGCUUUCAAUAUGGCUGCGAAGGUGAAAGAUGAGAAGGGAAAUCUAGUAUUGAAGGUCUUGGUUGAUAUGUCCUGA